AUGUGGAAGCUGCUCCCGUCCACGGGCCCGGCCCGAGGAGAACCAUACAGACUUUUGACGGGUGUUGAAUACGUUGUUGGAAGGAAGAACUGUGAAAUUCUAAUUGACAAGGAUCAGUCAAUCAGUCGAAACCAUGCCAUGUUAACUGCUAACUUUCCUGAAACCCAGUUGAGUCAGAUAGAUGAAAUCCCUAUAUUGACAAUAAAAGAUACUUCAAAGUAUGGUACCUUUAUUAAUGAGGAAAAAAUGCAGAAUCAUGUUUCCCAAACGUUGAAGACGGGGGAUAGAGUUACAUUUGGAGUGUUUGAAAGUAAAUUCAGAGUAGAGUAUGAGCCUCUGGUUGCUUGCUCUUCUUGUUUAGAUGUGUCUGGGAAAACUGCCUUAAGUCAAGCUAUUUUUCAGCUUGGAGGACUCUCUGUAAACACUUGGACAGAAGAAUGUACUCAUCUCAUCAUGGUUUCCGUUAAAGUUACCAUUAAAACAAUAUGUGCACUCAUCUGUGGGCGUCCAAUUGUAAAGCCAGAAUAUUUUACUGAAUUUCUCAAAGCAGUUCAGUCCAAAAACCAGCUUCCACAAAUUGAAAGAUUUUAUCCACCUAUUGAUGAACCAGCUAUUGGAAAUAAAAACAUUGAUCUAUCUGCACGACAGGAAAGAAAACAAAUUUUCAAAGGGAAAACAUUUAUAUUUCUAAAUGCCAAACAGGGUCUUAGACCUAUUCCUGAAUCUGAAAUUGGAUUGGCAGUUGUUUUCAUGACUACAGAGCAUUACUGUGAUCCUCAGGGACAGCCCAGUACAGGAUUAAAGCCAACAACUCCUGGACCAAGCCUUUCCCAAGGCUUGUCAUUGAAUGGAAAACUAAUGCCGAGGGUCCCUGUGAAUACUACCACAUGUGUUGCUGACACAGAAUCAGAACAAGCCGAUACCUGGGAUUUCAGUGAAAGGCCAAAAGAAAUCCAAAUCUCCAGAAGGGAACAAAAAUUCAGAAUGCUUUCACAGGAAACAUCUACUAUAAAGGAACCUCCCAAAACAAGUUGUAGUGAUAAUAACCUAGUCUUACAUUCUCUGCUUAGUACGAAACUACCAAACUAUCAGCUUUCACCAACUAAAUUUCCAGGUGUAAAUAAACAUAAAGAUCGGGCUUCUCAGCACCAGCAGACAAACUCCAUCAAAAACUACUUUCAGCCAUCAGCCCAAAAGAGGGAAAGGGAUGAAGAAAAUCAAGAAAUGUCUUCAUCCAAAUCAGCAAGAAUAGAAAUGUCUUGUUCUCUUUUGGAACAAACACAACCAACUACCUUCUCAAUAUGGAAAAAUAAGGAACAGCAUCCAUCUCAGAGUGAGCCUGUGGACGGAAAAUCAGAUGAUCUAUUUACAGAUACAGAUGUAAAAUCGAAUGUGAAAAAUCCCACCAAUAAAUCUCCUCAUGCAGAAAAAAUAAUAUCAAAAAAAAGAAAACAAAUUGAUGAUUUGGCCAUAGAAGAUGAAGUAUUAGAACAAUUACUCAAGGACACAAAACCAGAGCUGGAAAGUGAAAGGAGAGUUAAAAAACAAGAGGAUGAUGUCAACAGUAGAAAAAAACCAAGGUUGACUGUAGAAUCAAAUGGCAUUUUUAAUGAUGAAACAAUACCAGAAAGUAACCACAUAUCUCAAGAGAAUGAAAUCAGGAAGAAGUGUGAGACCAAGGAAGAGUCCGUGUUGUCAACUAAAGAGGAAAUGUCUAACAAUGAUGAACUUCAGGUUGAUGGUGAGAUGCUUCCAAGGAAGGUGAUACAGACUGAAUUUCGGUCACUGGUGGUUAGUAACUCCACCUCCAGAAAUCCACCCACUAUAAGUAAUGAUUAUGCUCCACUAAAGAAUUUCAAGAAAUUCAAAAAGAUCACGUUUCCUGGGGCAGGAAAACUUCCACACAUCAUUGGAGGAUCAGAUCUAAUAGCUCAUCAUACUCGAAAGAAUACAGAAUUAGAAGAGUGGCUACGGCAAGAAAUGGAGGUGCAGAAUCAGCAUGCAAAAGAAGAGUCUCUUGCUGAUGAUCUCUUUAGAUAUAAUCCUAAUAUAAAACGGAGAAGAUAA
Chrysochloris asiatica (Cape golden mole) is the source of this 2067-nucleotide messenger RNA. RefSeq names its product nibrin (gene NBN). Lineage: Eukaryota; Metazoa; Chordata; Mammalia; Afrosoricida; Chrysochloridae. Gene Ontology annotation, biological process: double-strand break repair via homologous recombination; telomere maintenance; mitotic G2 DNA damage checkpoint signaling. The coding region runs from base 1 to 2067 and encodes 688 amino acids. Gene Ontology annotation, molecular function: protein binding; damaged DNA binding. The transcript is spliced from 15 exons. The record is from RefSeq and is a predicted model, not a curated record. Gene Ontology annotation, cellular component: Mre11 complex; nucleus.